AUGGCGUCUGUGUCGGAGCCCAUUACCUUCAGAGAGUUCUGCCCGCUGUACUAUCUGCUGAAUGCCAUCCCCACGAAGAUCCAGAAGGGCUUCCGCUCGCUGGUGGUCUAUCUCACGGCCCUCGACACCAACGGGGACUACAUCGCAGUGGGCAGCAGCAUCGGCAUGCUCUACCUGUACUGCCGGCAGCACGGCCAGAUGAGGAAGUACAACUUCGAGGGGAAAACCGAGUCCAUCACGGUGGUGAAGCUGCUGAGCUGCUUCGAUGACCUGGUGGCUGCAGGCACAGCCUCUGGGAGGGUUGCAGUUUUUCAGCUUGUAUCCUCGUUGCCAGGGAGAAAUAAACAGCUUCGGAGGUUUGACGUCACUGGCAUUCACAAAAAUAGCAUAACAGCUCUGGCUUGGAGCCCCAAUGGGAUGAAACUGUUCUCUGGAGAUGAUAAAGGGAAAAUCGUCUAUUCUUCUCUGGAUCUAGAUCAGGGCGCCUGCCGCUCGCACCUGGUGCUGGAGGAGCCGGCCUCCAUCGUGCAGCUGGAUUACAGCCAGAAGGUGCUGCUGGUCUCCACGCUGCAGCGCAGCCUGCUGUUCCACACCGAGGAGCGCUCCGUGCGGCAGGUCGGGGCGCAGCCGCGGAAAAGCACUGGGAAAUUUGGUGCCUGCUUUAUACCAGGACUCUGUAAGCAAAGCGAUCUAACUUUGUACGCAUCCCGGCCUGGGCUCCGGCUGUGGAAGGCUGACAUCCACGGGACUGUCCAGGCCACGUUUAUCUUAAAAGACGUCUUCGCCGGAGGAGUCAAGCCUUUCGAGCUUUAUCCACGCCUGGACUCUGCCGCGCGGGGAGGGUGCAGCUCACCUGAGAAGCACUUGGGGCUCGUGUCGUGUUUCUUCCAAGAAGGUUGGGUGUUGAGUUGGAAUGAAUACAGUAUUUACCUUCUGGACACUGUCAACCAGGCCACCAUUGCUGGUUUGGAAGGAUCAGGUGAUAUUGUGUCUGUUUCCUGCACAGAAAAUGAAAUAUUUUUCUUAAAGGGAGACAGAAACAUUAUACGAAUUUCAAGCAGGCCUGAAGGACUAGCAUCAAUAGCUUCUUUACCGGUGCGGGACGGUCUGGAGACAUCGGUGUGCUCAGAGCAAGUCCAUGGGCCGCGUGCAGAGAAGCUGCCGGCGGCCAUGCCUUCCGAGACGAGGCUCCGGGGCGCUUCGGUGGCCAGCUCCGUGGCCAGCGAACCCAGGAGCAGGAGCAGCUCGCUCAACUCCACGGACAGUGGCUCCGGGCCUCAGGCAGCCCCCGAGCUGGGCAGGGGCGGCCCGCUCACCUCGAACAGGUUCAGCGUGAUCAGCUCGGAGGACUUCGACCAGGAGCUCGUGGUGAAGCCUCUCAGGGUGAAAAAGAAGAAGAGGACGAAGAAGACAGAAGGCGGGAGCAGCACCGCGGGCCCCAGCUCCCUUGAGUCGACCCCCGGCUGUGAGUUUCCUGGGGACAGCCCCCAGUCCGUGAGCAUGGACCUGCCAUCCAUGGCCUCCAGCUUGGGCAGCAUCAUGGACCGGUCCAGCACAGGGUCUCCUGACCAGGAGAGCAGUCUCAGCAGGGAGGCCGCUGGUGUGCUGCCAGAGUUUAGCGACUCCGAGGCAUUCAGUGUCCUGGAGGUGCCCCUGCCUGCCCCUGACCUGCUGAACCGAGGCAGUGACGGGAGAGCUGAAAUCCCCUUGGGCGACGGCGAGGGCGGGACAGAGCCGCCCGCUGGGGCGGUGAGCUCCUCCUGGUGCCUGCCGGAGCACAUGGAGAACUCUGAGGACGUCGUGGAGCUGGAGGAGGAGCCUCAUCCUGCAGAUGGUGGGCCGGGUGGUGCGGCGGAGGCCCGAGGGGAGGGGGCCGUGCAGCCUGAUGGCCUCCCGGGCGCUUUCUCAGAACCCUGCAUCCUGGACUCGGCACCGGUGCCUUCCCACCUCAGCUGGGCCCCCAGUGCAGAGCAGCAGCUUCCGGGGGCCACGGCUGACGAAGGCAGAGCUGAGGAACCUCCUGAAGAGCAGGGCUUCCUGACGCACGUGGGAGCCCCCCACCACCUCAGCCUGAGUCCCCAGCACGCUGCUCCUGACGCUGACACGGGCCAGACGGCGGUUGUCACUUCCGAACAUGACCUGGGCGGGGGAGGCCAACCGCCUCCCUGGGCCUCGGCCUCAGCAGCCGGUGCCCAGGAGCAGCCCCCCCGGGACCAGGUGCUGACCUCCAGCGACGAGGAGGACAUCUAUGGCCACGGGCUGCCCUCUUCAUCCUCGGAGACGAGUGUGACGGAGCUGGGAGGGGACCGCUCCCUGCAGGACCUGAGGCAGCUGGGCGCAGACGACCCUGGGCUGCUCAAGGCCGACCAGUUUGCAGAAAGCUGGAUGGGCUACUCCGGGCCCGGCCACGGCAUCCUCAGCUUGGCGGUCUCUGAGAAGUACCUCUGGUGCCUGGACUACAAAGGCGGCCUGUUCUGCAGCGCGUUGCCAGGCGCUGGGCUGCGCUGGCAGAAGUUCGAAGAUGCCGUCCAGCAGGUGGCAGUCUCGCCCUCAGGCGCCCUUCUUUGGAAGAUUGAACAGAAGUCUAACCGAGCCUUUGCGUGUGGAAAAGUGACCAUCAAGGGGAAACGCCACUGGUACGAAGCUCUGCCCCAGGCGGUGUUUGUGGCCCUGAGCGAUGACACGGCCUGGAUCAUCAGGACCAACGGGGACCUGUACCUGCAGACAGGUCUCAGCGUGGAUCGCCCCUGCGCCAGAGCCAUGAAAGUCGACUGUCCAUUCCCGCUGUCCCAGGUCACUGCCCGCAACAGUGUGGUGUGGGCGCUGACGGAGCAGCGAGCCCUCCUGUACCGGGAGGGGGUGAGCAGCUUCUGCCCCGAGGGGGAGCAGUGGAAGUGUGACAUUGUCAGUGAGAGGCAGGCUUUGGAGCCCGUCUGUAUAACUCUCGGGGACCAGCAGAGCCUGUGGGCCCUGGACAUCCGAGGAAACCUGUGGUUCCGGACUGGCAUCGUUUCCAAGAAACCCCAAGGAGAUGACGACCACUGGUGGCAAGUGAGCAUCACGGACUACGUGGUGUUCGACCAGUGCAGCCUGUUCCAGACCAUCAUCCACGCCACGCACUCGGUGGCCACAGCGGCCCAGGUGCCCGUGGAGAAGGUGGCGGACAGACUUCGCACAGCGUUCUGGUCACAGCAGCUGCAGUGCCAGCCGAGCCUGCUGGGCGUCAACAACAGCGGCGUCUGGAUCUCCUCGGGCAAGAACGAAUUCCACGUCGCUCGAGGGAAUCUCAUCGGCACUUACUGGAAUCAUGUUGUUCCCCGGGGGACUGCCUCUGCCACAAAGUGGGCCUUCGUGUUGGCGUCCACUGCCCCCACCAAGGAAGGAAGCUCUCUGUGGCUGUGCCAGAGCAGCAAGGACCUGUGUCGUGUGAGCGCCCAGCACGCCCAGUCCCGCCCGUCCACCGUGCAGCUGCCCCCCGACGCCGAGAUGAGGGCCUAUGCUGCCUGCCAGGAUGCCCUGUGGGCGCUGGACAGCCUCGGCCAGGUGUUCAUCCGGACGCUGUCCGCCAGCUGCCCCACGGGCAUGCACUGGGCCCGGCUGGACCUCUCCCAGCUAGGAGCUGUGAAACUGACGAGCCUGGCCUGUGGAAACCAGCAUGUCUGGGCCUGCGACUCCAGGGGUGGUGUUUACUUCCGCGUUGGCACCCAGCCGCUGAACCCCAGUCUGAUGCUUCCGGCCUGGAUAGCGAUUGAGCCGCCUGUCCAGCCCGCUGGGGUCACCUUGGUCAGCGUCCACUGCGGCCCCGACGACCAGACGCUGUGGGCCCUGGACAGCAGGUGGAACGUGCAUGUCCGAGCUGGGAUCACCGAGGAGAUGCCAGUGGGGACCGACUGGGAGCACGUGCCAGGGCUGCAGGCCUGCCAGCUGGCCCUGAGCGCCAGGACCGUGUGGGCCCGCUGUCCCAACGGGGACCUCGCCCGACGGUACGGCGUCAGCGACAAGAACCCUGCUGGGGACUACUGGAAGAAGAUCCCGGGGAACGUGAUGUGUGUCACAGUGACCUCGUCGGACGAGCUGUGGGCAGUGGGCCCGCCCGGCUACCUCCUCCAGCGGCUGACAAGGACAUUCAGCCACUCGCACGGCGCCCAGGGCGGCCACGCCGCCACCCCCCACCCCGAGGACCUGGAGGAUGAGUGGGAGGUCAUCUGA
Rangifer tarandus platyrhynchus (Svalbard reindeer) is the source of this 4209-nucleotide messenger RNA. The record is from the annotation of a GenBank genome assembly. NCBI's taxonomy places the organism in Eukaryota, Metazoa, Chordata, Mammalia, Artiodactyla, Cervidae.